Molecule: messenger RNA, 1901 nt
Organism: Malus domestica (apple)
Lineage: Eukaryota; Viridiplantae; Streptophyta; Magnoliopsida; Rosales; Rosaceae
Product: probable serine/threonine-protein kinase PIX13
Biological process (GO): protein phosphorylation
Molecular function (GO): protein kinase activity; ATP binding
Source: RefSeq, a predicted model, not a curated record
UUGGAACAAGAGUCUGGCAAUUCUGCAUUACCCCACCAAGCUCUUCACCUUGUUUCUUCUUAAAGACUUGGUCUUUAUUCGUUUGCUUCCAUUUUUACUGUUUUUAUGCUAAAUUGGCUCGCAAAAACCACAGGCAUAACAAAGUCAGAGCCCUUUUGUUCAUCAUUUUCUGGAAUACUGGAGAGAGAGAGAGAGAGAGAGAGAGAGAGAGAGAGAGAGAGAGAGAGAGAGAUAGAGGAGAGGGGGGAGAGAGCACCCUUUUAGUGGUUGAAGCUUGGAGGAGGUAGAAUCCAAGAGGAAGAGGAAAAGGAAGAAGAAGAUGGGGAUUUGUUGGGGUUCUCCAGUUAGAAACCCGACACCAGCAACUACGGGUGAUCUCAGUACAGUGAUCAGCAACAUAUCUCAGACAACCAGUAAUAACACAUCUUCAGGGGCGAGUACUGUAUCCCGGAAUAGCCAGUUCUCCGCGGCAAGCGGUGAUGAGGCCAGUGCACAUGGGCAGAUCUUGCCCACCCCAAACUUGAGGAUCUUCAGUUACUUGGAGUUGAAGGCUGCAACCAGAAACUUCAGAUCAGAUACGGUGCUUGGGGAAGGAGGUUUUGGGGUGGUCUUCAAAGGCUGGCUUGAUGACAAGGCGCCGACCAAGUCAGGAAAAUCAACAGUCAUUGCUGUGAAAAAAUUGAGUUCCGAGAGCUUGCAAGGGUUUGAGGAAUGGCAGUCAGAGGUUAAUUUCUUAGGGCGACUAUCUCAUCCUAAUCUUGUUAAGCUAUUCGGAUACUGUUGGGAGGAUAAAGAGCUGCUGCUUGUGUACGAGUACAUGCCAAAGGGUAGCUUGGAAAACCAUCUAUUUGGAAGGGGAUCGGCUGUUCAGCCACUUCCAUGGGAUAUACGGCUUAAAGUUGCAAUAGGAGCUGCUCGAGGCCUGGAAUUCUUACAUACAUCAGAGAAGCAAGUUAUCUAUAGAGAUUUCAAAGCUUCAAAUAUACUUCUUGACGCGUCGUAUACUGCCAAGAUAUCCGACUUUGGCUUGGCAAAAAUGGGUCCUUCAGCUAGUCAGUCGCACGUGACAACACGGGUUAUGGGUACAUAUGGUUAUGCUGCUCCUGAGUAUGUUGCCACUGGGCAUCUGUAUGUGAAGAGCGACGUGUAUGGUUUUGGUGUUGUUUUGAUCGAGAUAUUGACAGGCUUGAGGGCCCUUGAUACAACUCGUCCAGCUGGAAAACACAAUUUAGUAGACUGGAUAAAACCAUUUCUUUCAGACAAAAGAAAAUUGAAAAGCAUUAUGGACCCUCACCUACAGGGAAGAUAUCCUUCCAAAGCCGCAUUUCGAAUUUCUCAGCUUGCACUAAAUUGCAUCGAAUCUGAACACAGAAACAGGCCAUCAAUGAAAGAUGUCGUGGAGAAAUUGGAACGGAUUGAAUCUGUCAAAGAACUUACAAGGGAGCCUAGGCCUCGUUCUACUCAUCCUAUGGCUCAUCGACAAGGACAGAAGCCUUUGCAUCUCCGCUCUCCACUUCACCCCAGGCAAGAUGGAUUUCAAGGCUACCAACAGUCACCCCAGGCUCGAGUGAGGUAACUCUAGUACGACUGCUGUCAGGAAAUAUCGUGUCAAAAAGUUUCAAUUAAUUCAUUUAUGUAUCUCCUGGGAGGUUAGAUUAUGUUAAUUUUGUGUUAAACUGGGUACGUUACGUGAACAGUGAAACUGUAAUUAUUGUGUUGAUCGAGCUUCAAAACUUGUUACAAGAGUCAUUAGUUAUAGUUUUCUGGAAGGGAAAUUUGCCCUUCCAUUUUGUUGUCAAAGUUCAAAGAUUCAAGGACAAAUAUUUUAUUGUCAGUUUACCUUCUGUAUUUUGUAACAAAGAUUCAAGGACAAAUAUUUUAUUGUCAGUUUACCUUCUGUA